This is a messenger RNA of Homalodisca vitripennis (glassy-winged sharpshooter), 1215 nucleotides long. Its product is annotated as 5-methylcytosine rRNA methyltransferase NSUN4. Gene Ontology annotation, biological process: rRNA methylation. Gene Ontology annotation, cellular component: mitochondrial large ribosomal subunit. The record is from RefSeq and is a predicted model, not a curated record. Lineage: Eukaryota; Metazoa; Arthropoda; Insecta; Hemiptera; Cicadellidae. The coding region runs from base 16 to 1113 and encodes 365 amino acids. Gene Ontology annotation, molecular function: methyltransferase activity. The transcript is spliced from 6 exons.
UAUUGAUUUUUAACAAUGAAUAUUUAUCUAAGGAUCUUGAUUUUAGCACUUAACAACAAUAAUUUAUGUUUUAGUGAUAUAAAUAAAGGGAACUUAGAAACAGAAGAAUUGAUUAAACAGGCUAAAAGCCCUCUGGAAAAAAGUUUGUCAGACGCAAAUAUUGACACAAAUCGCCAGAUCGACCCUGCGGAAGGGCUUUCAUCUAGCAAGCUCAAUGAAUUUGUACCAGUCUCCAAACUCAUUGGCAAGGAAAAUUUUGUAUCGGAGGCAGAACACUUUUCAUUUUUCAAUGAAGCAGAAGACUUUCCAGUCACUGUUGAACCAGAGGAAAGUCUGCACUUCCCUGCACACCUGCAAGUAUUCACCUUCGAUCAGGGCAACAUUUCUACCUUUACGCCCUCAAAGUCUGGCACAUCUGGUGUUUUAGGGUACUACCUGAUGGAUGCAGGGUCUGUGCUGCCCGUGCUAGCUCUAGGCCUGAGGCCAGGAGACACAGUAUUGGACAUGUGUGCAGCCCCUGGUGGCAAAUCUCUACUCUGUCUGCAGACUCUCUAUCCAGAUUUAGUGGUAUGUAAUGACGUCAGCAAGUCCAGGUUGAACAGACUGAGUUAUAUCAUGCAGCAGUAUGUUACUGACUGGGAGCAGAAAGUCAUUAUAACACAGGAACAUGGAGCUGGUAUUCUUGGUACAGAUAAAUAUUCAAAGAUUCUUGUUGACGUGCCUUGUACAACUGACAGACUCUCUGUUAUGGAGAGUGAUAAUAACAUCUUCAAACCAUCAAGAAAUAAGGAAAGAAUUUUACUUCCUCAGCUACAAGUUGAACUUCUGUUCCAAGCAUUGAAGUUGGUUAAAAAAGGUGGAGCUGUUGUAUAUUCGACUUGCUCCCUGAACCCUGCUCAGAAUGAUGGAGUGGUGCAGAUGGCACUUCGUAAAGUGUGGGAAGAAACGUCAAUGAAGAUUGUUGUCAAAGACCUUAGUCAAGCUCUCGAACCAGCCAAAGUAGUGUUCAAGUUUGCAGAACCGAGGUGUCUGAAGUACGGCUCCCUUAUAGUUCCUUACUUACCAUCAAACUUUGGACCUAUGUACUUCUGCAAAUUGGAAAAGGAAGAGUAAACAAAAUUGUUGUAAUAUCAUGUUAUCACUGAAACAUUACCAAUGACUGUAAAUAUUAUUUAGAAAAUAGUAAUAAAUGUACAACAUUUUGUACAUAAUAAA